AAGAAAGUCGAUAAAAAUGCUCCUUUUGUUUUGAGCGCGCACACAUACACACGCUCUCCCCCGGCAGCUCGUGCAGUCUCCUCGCAUCUUUGCGUUAUUAUUCCCCCACGUAUCGCCUCGCGGUAAUGUGCCGUCACACGGUCGCGAGCUGGUAGCACCUUGGGAGCUCUUCUCAUCAGGAACCCGCACUGGAGAAGAUACACCGGGAUGGUAUCACGCUGUUGGUAACCAGCUCCAGUUCCACAAAGGCCGGUGUAACCUCACUCUCUUCUCCUGAACACUGACAACCGUCCCUCAGCCAUGGCGAACAUAAACAAUGCGCUUUGCAUUGAAAACGCAGAUAUUUCUCUCUUACAAAAGGAUAAUCUCCAGGAUGUUGGAUUAAGCCAGCUUUUGGAUUAUAACGCUGAAAUGGAAAGGUACAGGUCUUUUGCAAACUUUUAUAAAACCAAUGGGGCAUUUCCACAGACUGCUAAGAUUGCCCGCAUCACAACGCCCAUUUUUCCCAGUGCCAGAAUUGGCAUGUCCCCUUGGAACUGCGAUAACGCCAUGCUCUGGGGAAGGAAAUCAGCGGCAAUAAACCCUAAUAGGACCAGCAUGCAUAGAAAUGACUCCCAGAGGCCGGGGAAGCCUGGCGUGCCAGAGACGCUGCAAAUGGCAAAUAAUAAUUUCCUCUCUACCUUAUCCCCCGAACACUGCAGAACUUUAGGGGGAGAAUGCAUGAACAAGCUGAAAUGCAGCGCUGCUGAAGCAGAGAUAAUGAAUCUCCAAGAACGCGUUGGAACUUUUUCCGCUAUCCCCGGUUUAGGGGGCAUCUCAUACCUCCCGGGGUUCAUCGUCAUGACAGCCCUUCACUCCCCAGCCUCAGCAGCCGUUACAGACAGUGCGUUUCAAAUUGCCAAUCUGGCAGACUGCCCACAGAAUAAUUCCUCGGUAUCCAGUGGAAACCCAGCGAAGAAGAAAAGGAAAAGGUGUGGGGUCUGUGCACCCUGCAGGCGGCUAAUCAACUGUGGUGUCUGCAGCAGUUGUCGGAACCGCAAAACGGGCCACCAGAUCUGCAAAUUUAGGAAAUGUGAGGAGCUGAAGAAGAAGCCAGGCUCGUCGCUGGAGAGGACGCCGGUCAGCAGCGGAGAAGCUUUUCGGUGGUUCUUUUAGAGAGACGGGCCAUGGCUGCCCUUAUCCAGCUGCAGGAGGGCAGGUGGGACCCUUGAUUCUCUGCCAGGAGCGCCUGAUGGGUCUAAAGAGCCCAAAACGCCCAACACAUUUCAAGGAGGACGAGCGAUGAAAAGUGGACUGACGAAAAGAUAAACAGAAAACAUAAUGGUGUUGUUUUAACUAUGUAAUUUCCUUUUUCUGUGUAAUUAUUGUACCUUUUGACAGUAUCAUAAUGUAUAUUUUCGGUGUCUAUGAAUGUGUUUUCAGUGUUGUGGCUGUAUGUUUACAGCCAAUCCUAUGUAAAGGACUCAAACAGACAAUCAUACAAUCAUACUGAUUCCGUCAAAAACUGAAGAGGCCACAAGGAUUGAUGAUAAUACAACACACUUAACUCUGGAGCAAUAAUCUAUUCUGUUGAUUAUUCCUCAACCUUUCAUUUCUGUUGAAUUCUUUUUAUCAGACUGAAUCAUCUGAUAGUUUUGUCUUUUAUUUCUCUGAAACCGGUCAUUUUGAAUGCCACGCUAAUGUAAAGAACGUCGCCGGCUGGAACGAUGAGACGAAGGACGGCAGCUGUGCUUCUGUCAGAAACUUGUAGACGUGUUUUCCCAUUUGAGCGGACUCACUGCAGAACAACAGGGCACAUUGUCUUGUGUGGUGAGAUGCAUUUCUUUACAAUCCAAUUGAGCAUCAAUUGAUUGCGACGGCUCCAGACAUUUAUGAGUCACGCUGCUGUCUGGAGGUCAUAUUCUCAAGUACUUGUUUUUUUAACCAAACUUUGUCGGCCAUCAAACCUUUUUUUCUUUCUUUCACUUAAGGUUGUAACUGUCUAAAAGGUAGAGAGUAAUGCCAGUAAAGGAAUUGUAUGUUAUGUUUAAAAACCUUCAAUUAGACUUAAUUACAGUACUCUAUACAUAUUGGACAUAUCAGAUGUUGUUCUGGAGCAAAGGGGUAGACUGGACUUUUCUCCUGCAGAGUAAACACAUUCCAAAAACAAAAUUAUUCAAUAAGUUACUCAUUGUCUUAAACCCUAUUGUUGCAUGUGUAAAUGUGUUUUGGUUUUAAAGACUACUAAGAAUUUGUAUAUUGUUGUUGUGA
Molecule: messenger RNA, 2250 nt
Organism: Trematomus bernacchii (emerald rockcod)
Lineage: Eukaryota; Metazoa; Chordata; Actinopteri; Perciformes; Nototheniidae
Gene: cxxc4
Product: CXXC finger 4
Cellular component (GO): nucleus
Molecular function (GO): methyl-CpG binding; zinc ion binding
Source: RefSeq, a predicted model, not a curated record